AUGGCUUUGGUAAGCGCUAGGGAGGUUUUAAGAACCGCCUAUGACAAGGGGUAUGCGGUGGCACAGAUAAAUACAAACAACCUUGAGUGGACAAAAGCUAUUCUUCUGACAGUUCAGGAUCUUAAGUCUCCUGUUAUUAUCGGAGCUUCUGAAGGAGCUAUUAAGUACAUGGGUGGAUUUAAUGUGGUUGCUUCAUUGGUGAAGGCCAUGAUUAAGGACUUGAACAUAACAGUUCCAAUAGUUCUUCAUUUAGAUCAUGGUAGCUACGAGGGAUGCAAGAAGGCAAUAGAGGCAGGAUUUAGUUCUGUUAUGUUCGAUGGAUCGCACUUUUCAAUAGACGAGAACUACGAAAAAUCCAAGGAGAUAGUUGAUUUGGCUAACAGCAGAGGUAUUUCAGUUGAACUUGAGGUUGGUACUAUAGGAGGCGAAGAGGAUGGGGUUAUGGGUUCUGGUGAAGAAGCGGAUGUUGACGAAUGCGUGAAGAUGGGUUCUCUUGAUUUGAGUAUGUUGGCUGCUGGAAUAGGUAAUGUUCACGGACCAUAUCCAGAUAAUUGGAAGGGACUUAAUUUUGAUCUCCUUAAACGUAUCUCGGAUGCUGUUAGAAAACCUCUUGUUCUUCAUGGAGGAACAGGUAUUCCUGAAGACAUGAUAAAAAAAGCAAUAUCUUUAGGAAUAGCCAAGAUAAACGUAAAUACGGAACUUCAAUUGGCCUUUGCGGCAGCAACCAGAAGAUAUGUGAUGGAAGGUAAAGAUCAGGAUAUGAAAGCCAAGGGAUUUGAUCCACGAAAACUACUUAAAUAUGGGUUUGAGGACAUUUGUGGAGUUAUUAGGACUAAGUUAGCAAUGUUCGGUUCCGUUAAUAAAGCCUCAUAG
Rattus rattus (black rat) is the source of this 873-nucleotide messenger RNA. RefSeq names its product fructose-bisphosphate aldolase-like. The record is from RefSeq and is a predicted model, not a curated record. Gene Ontology annotation, molecular function: zinc ion binding; fructose-bisphosphate aldolase activity. Lineage: Eukaryota; Metazoa; Chordata; Mammalia; Rodentia; Muridae. The transcript has a single exon. The coding region runs from base 1 to 873 and encodes 290 amino acids. Gene Ontology annotation, biological process: fructose 1,6-bisphosphate metabolic process; glycolytic process.